Molecule: messenger RNA, 691 nt
Organism: Prunus avium (sweet cherry)
Lineage: Eukaryota; Viridiplantae; Streptophyta; Magnoliopsida; Rosales; Rosaceae
Product: transcription/mRNA export factor
Biological process (GO): positive regulation of DNA-templated transcription; mRNA export from nucleus
Cellular component (GO): nuclear pore; SAGA complex
Molecular function (GO): transcription coactivator activity
Source: RefSeq, a predicted model, not a curated record
ACCUACUCCGUUUCACCACCGGAGACGACGUCGUUUAAUUACAGUGUUUUACCAGUUUCAUGUUCAUCAAUUGAUCUUCGUCAUCAAUCUACUUUCCUCUUCAAGUCGCAGAGUGUUCGAACAAAGUCGUAGAUUUCUGGGUCCGUGAUAGAUACAGCCAUGAGGAAAUCGGUGAAUCGUCCGCCGACGCCGGAUGUUAUGGAGAAUCCAGGAAAAGAGCCCACUCUUCAAGAGCUUAUCAACAUCGAGUUGAUUGAGAGCGGUGAAAAAGAGAGAUUAAUGGAGCUUCUGAGGGAAAGGCUAAUAGAAUGUGGGUGGAAGGAUGAAAUGAAAGCUCUUUGCAGGGCGUUUAUAAAGAAAAAAGGGAGGAACAAUGUUACUGUGGAUGACCUUGUACAUGUAAUCACCCCAAAGGGCAGAGCCUCCAUUCCCGAUUCCAUAAAAGCGGAGCUUCUGCAAAGAAUUCGCACAUUUCUCGUAUCAGCAGCUCUUUGAUGCGCCAUGCUAACUGUGACAAUAGUAGGAAUAUGAUGAUGAAGCCUUUGCUGAAUGAAACUCAUUUGAAAACUAGUUCAGCAUUGCAAAGUGCCAACAUCUAUUCAGUUGCUUGGAGGGUGGGGGCAACUGUUAUUUCUGGGAAUUAAAGCUGCACGCAUGAGAAUUGUAUCAUUGUUUAUGGAAAGCAACUUAA